Messenger RNA from Entrophospora sp. SA101, 1752 nucleotides. Lineage: Eukaryota; Fungi; Glomeromycota; Glomeromycetes; Entrophosporales; Entrophosporaceae. The record is from the annotation of a GenBank genome assembly.
AUGCUUGAUUUGAUUGGUUUAUCUGCUGUAGUUGUUGUAACUUGGCUUGAACAUUUGUUGAGCCAUUAUGUAAAAAGUAUUCCUCAAGAAAAUAUACCAGCUGCAAAAGCAAUUGUUAAAGCAAUAGAAAAACAAAUCCAUAGUUGUCCACCUGAACAUAAACUUCCCGUUUUAUAUUUACUUGAUUCUAUUAGUAAAAAUGUUGGUGGACCUUUUGUUCAUCUAUUCUCAAGAAAUCUUAAUAAUAUUUUUAUGGAAACCUAUAAUUCUGUUGACCAAGCCACAAAAUUAAAACUUGAAAAAGUGUUGGUUACUUGGAAAGCUGGUUUAAAUGGUUGUGGACCUAUAUUCUCUAAUGAUGUAAUUGCUUUAAUUGAAGGAACGCUAAUGAAACAUAAUCAAAGGUAUAAUAAUAACCGUCAAUUAAGGAGUCCAAUUGAUAACACUACUCCAAUUACUAUUAAUGCUGCUACUAAUAACCUUAUUAAUGGCAAUAAUGUUGGUGGUGCUAAUGGUAGAAAUUAUAUUCAUAUCAAUCCAAGUUUCUUGAAUGGAAUUAACCAAAAUUCUUUGACGUCUAUAAAACAAUCACCAUCGCCGUCACCACCUCCACCUCAAAUCCAACAACAACCAUCUCAAGCUUUACCUCAACCAACAACUUCUAAUCAAUGGGCAGUAGAUGAUAAUAAAUAUGCAAAUGGAAUUCCUGCACUUCCAACAAAUCCAAUUAUAGGAUAUUAUAACACUCAACAACAACAGUCACCAAUUCCUUUACAUAACCAAGUGUUUAUUCCUCCACCUGAACAACAACAAUUAUUACAAGAGUGUCAAGCAUUGAUUUUGUUACAUCAACAAACUGCUUUAACAAAUCCAUCAGAUACAAAUAAUCAAAAUCAAACUAUAUUCUUACAAAAGCUUUGUGAAUUGAUUCAACAAAAACCUAUUCCAAGUGAAGAGAUUCAAAAAAUCAGACAGUUGCUUGCUACAACUUUACCCACUACUGCAGUUACAACCAAUAAUUUACCAGCUCUUUUAAAUAAUGUUGCUCCUCAACAUUUAUCAACUCCUUCGCCACCACAUAAUGUUGUUAUGUCAAUGCCACAACUUCAUCAAAUCCUUCAACAACCUAAUACAUUAUUAACUAACCCUGUCACUUCUGCUUCUAUACCAGUAACUACAUCUGCUGGAGUAAUUUCAAUUCUUUAUGAUGCAUUCCCAUCUCAAUGUAAACAAUGCGGGAUUAGAUUUGCUAAAGAUUCAAAAGAUGGAGGAGGAAAGAUUGGUAAGCAUUUGGAUUGGCAUUUUAGACAAAAUCGUAAGAUAAAGGAAAAAGCCAGGAAGGCACAAAGUAGAAAUUGGUUUGUCACUGAGGAGGAUUUUAUUAAUUCAAGAGAUUCAGAUUCUCAAAAUGGAAAUACACCAACAUUCUUUGAAUGUGAUACUAGCAAUUUUAAAUUAAACAAAAGAACAAGUGGAAUUGGUGAUGGUAGUGGAACUUCUAGAUCAAAAAAGGCAAAAAUAGAUCAUAAUAAUAAAAAUGAUAUUAACAAUCUUAUCAGUGAAUCAACUGUUAUUGUUCCACUUGAUAUUCAAAAAACUAAUAAACCUUGUCCCAUUUGUAAAGAAAAAUUUCAAAUGUUUUGGAAUGAUAAUGAAGAAGAAUGGAUGUAUAGAAAUGCUGUGGAAAUAAAUGGUGUUAUUUGUCAUGCAACUUGUCAUUCUGAUGCAAUAAAGCUUAAUGUUGUUAGUUAG